AUUAAAUAUUUUCUUUCUUGAUAUAGUCAAAAAAGUAUUAAAUCUCACAAAGUUUCCGCGAAUGUGUUCCAGAGAGAAAGAAAGAGAGAGAGAGAGAUCUAGGCUGCCGUUCCUGGUCAUCUUUCGCUGGCCCACUUUAUUCAAUUAUGCCGGGCGGCCACGCAGGCCCCUCCCCGUCCUGAUGACACCGGCAGACCCUCCUUAAGUUGCGUCGCGCCACAGCUGUCUGCGAGCACUGAGCUGACUGGCGCCAUCCUGAAAGAAUGCCUUCACUGUAAAAAAACACAGAGCCAGAGAGAGAGAGAGAGAGAGCGAGAGAGAGCGCGAGAGAGGGAGGGAGAGAACUGCACUGCACCGGGACGGAGAGAGUUCAGAGUGACUGAGAGAGAGAGAGAGAGAGAGAGAGAGAGAGAGAGAGAGGGGAGGGGAAGUAUAGAGAGUGAGUAGGGGAGAGGGGUUGCCGCUCCUGCGCAUAAACAGAGAUUUGAUCUGCGAGUUAAAGUUCGGUGCAACUCGGUGUGCAGAGAAGGCAUCCAUACCCCGGCCGAGCGCGACUGUAAACACACCGGCUACUUGUUGAGUCGCCUGAACAAUUCUGGAAGUUUGUAAAGUGGGAAAGUUGAGGAACUUAUAGCGGAACUGGAUAUGAACCUUGGACUUUCAUGACGACUAUCGGUAGCGGCGAUAUUUUUCUUAAAUGUACGUCAAAUCCCAACAUCCACGUUUAUUCAUUGCAUCGACUGGUGCGCCUCAAUAGAGCUUUUGAUAUUUCUCCUUAAUGUAAACAUACCAAGUGUGUGACAGAGGUCGACGGAUCGGACUGUAAAUGUUUGUGUUUUAUUAAAUUCCAGGUGAUCGAAGGUAUAUCGCCUAUCAACGGACACCUUUGGAUUUAACGAAGCAGGACUUUUUUGGGACAGAUAUAUUUUUUCUUUCCUUGUGUCGUUUCGGUUCUUUCCAGUGUGUAUGAACGUUUAUUAAAAAAAAGGCGAUGGAAGUAAGCGCGGACCAACCCCGCUGGAUGAGCCAUCAUCACCCGGCGGUAAUUAACGGGCAGCAUCCCGACUCUCACCACCCAGGCCUCGGCCACUCUUACGUGGACCCGUCGCAGUAUCCCCUCGCUGAAGAUGUGGAUGUACUGUUUAAUAUAGAUGGACAGCCCAAUCACGUUUCGUCGUACUACGGAAACUCGGUGCGGGCCGUGCAGAGGUAUCCACCACCGCCACACAGUAGUCAGGUAUGUCGCCCGUCCUUACUCCACGGCUCUCUGCCCUGGCUCGAUGGCAGCAAAGGCAUCGGCCCUCAUCACAGCUCUUCGCCGUGGAACUUGAGCCCUUUCCCCAAGACCUCACUGCACCACGGCUCCCCCGGGGGCCUGCCCGUCUACCCCCCAGCCUCAUCCUCCUCCCUGUCCGGUGGACACUCCAGUCCGCACCUCUUUACCUUUCCCCCGACUCCUCCCAAAGACGUGUCUCCGGACCCCGGCAUCUCCACGGGCUCAGGCGGGUCGGUGCGCCCGGAGGAUAAAGAAUGCAUUAAGUACCAAGUGUCCCUGGCCGAGAGUAUGAAACUGGAGUCAGCCCAUAGUCGAAGCAUGGCAUCAAUCGGAGCGGGUGGCUCUUCCGCCCACCACCCCAUCGCCACUUACCCAUCCUAUGUGUCCGAUUACGGCCCAGGCCUCUUCCCACCAAGUAGCCUCAUAGGUGGGUCUACUUCUAGUUAUGGUUCCAAAACAAGACCAAAAACAAGGUCAUGUUCAGGAAGAAGUGUUAGCUGCAGGAAACUGACUCGCCAAGUGCAGUCUGCUGCCCGAAGAGCAGGGACCUCAUGCGCGAACUGUCAAACGACCACUACGACGCUGUGGCGGAGAAACGCCAACGGGGAUCCCGUCUGCAAUGCGUGCGGGCUUUACUUCAAACUGCACAAUAUCAACCGGCCACUCACCAUGAAGAAGGAGGGCAUCCAGACCAGGAACAGGAAGAUGUCCAGCAAGUCCAAGAAGAGUAAAAAAUCUCACGAGAGCAUGGACGACUUCUCCAAGUCGCUGAUGGAGAAGAGCAGCUCGUUCAGUCCGGCGGCGCUCUCCCGCCACAUGUCGUCCUUCCCCCCCUUCUCCCACUCCGGUCACAUGCUGAGCACCCCGACGCCCAUGCAUCCUUCGUCCAGCCUGCCCUUCGCCCCACAUCACCCUUCCAGUAUGGUUACGGCCAUGGGCUAGACCACACUGACCCCGACACAGACACACACAGACACACAUGCACACACACACACACACACACACACACACACACACAUGCUCUCUUACCACCAUCCACACACACACACAUACACCCACACCCACACACACUCCUCCUCGGGUUCCCCCAACGCAGUGAACCCUUGACGUCGUCCCCCUCCUGAUAAAAAGCUGACCCC
This is a messenger RNA of Alosa alosa (allis shad), 2415 nucleotides long. RefSeq names its product GATA binding protein 3 (gene gata3). Gene Ontology annotation, biological process: cell fate commitment; embryonic organ development; positive regulation of transcription by RNA polymerase II. The record is from RefSeq and is a predicted model, not a curated record. Gene Ontology annotation, molecular function: RNA polymerase II cis-regulatory region sequence-specific DNA binding; zinc ion binding; DNA-binding transcription factor activity, RNA polymerase II-specific. The coding region runs from base 992 to 2218 and encodes 408 amino acids. Gene Ontology annotation, cellular component: nucleus. Lineage: Eukaryota; Metazoa; Chordata; Actinopteri; Clupeiformes; Clupeidae. The transcript has 5 exons.